Rhagoletis pomonella (apple maggot) is the source of this 1317-nucleotide messenger RNA. RefSeq lists its product as uncharacterized. Lineage: Eukaryota; Metazoa; Arthropoda; Insecta; Diptera; Tephritidae. The transcript has a single exon. The annotation marks the transcript as partial. The record is from RefSeq and is a predicted model, not a curated record.
AUGUACCGGCAAAUUAUGGUCGAUGAAAGAGAUGCGAAAUGGCAAUGCAUCUUAUGGCGAAAUUCUCCAAGCGAGCCGGUGACCACCUAUCAGCUACAGACAGUAACAUACGGAACUAGUUGUGCUCCGUUUUUGGCAGUGAGAUGUCUACAGCAAUUGGCUUACGACAACAUCUCCACCCACCCAAUUGGAGCUACUGUCACUCUGCGAGACUUCUAUGUCGACAAUCUGAUGACAGGGGGCGCCACAAUUGAAGAAGUCAAAGCAAUCAAAAGGGAAGUCAUCGAUUUACUCGCCAAGGGAGGGUUCCCUCUUCGAAAAUUUGCAGCAAAUCAUCAGAGCAUUAUCGACGAUGUUUCAGAGACGGACAAGGAACCCGUAAUAAACGUUGAAAAUAUUGACUACAUCAAAACGUUAGGAUUAAAGUGGUCGCCUGCUACCGAUUGUUUCUUUUUUUCAUACACACCGUCUCAGAAACGGCUGCAGAAGGCCAGGAAGCGCAUGAUACUCUCGCAAAUAGCCAGCUUCUUUGACCCACUCGGCCUUAUAAACCCCAUCAUCCUCCCAUGCAAAAUAAUGAUGCAAGAAUUAUGGAAAUUGCGCUUAACCUGGGACGAAAGUGUACCUCUGGCGAUUCAAACACAAUGGGCCGAUAUAUGUAACCAACUCACCUUCAUCGAAAAAAUGCAUCUUCCAAGGUUCGUAUGUUUUAACUCUAGCACUAAAUUGCAUGCCUUUGCAGAUGCGAGUACAAAGGCUUACGGAGCGUGCGUAUAUGCUGUUUCUAACGCUGAUGGAGGCCCACAUUCAUCGCUUAUCGCGGCAAAGUCAAGAGUAGCGCCCACUAAAGAGACCACGCUGCCAAAAUUAGAAUUAUGCGCUGCUCUGUUGUUGUCAGAAUUACUGGAAUCAUUGGUAGCCACACUCACUAUUAAUGCACGCAACAUAUACUGCUGGUCUGACUCCACGAUUGCCCUGUCGUGGAUACAGGGUGAACCAUCGCGUUGGACUACAUUUGUAGCUAAUAGGGUAGCAAGAAUACAGCAGAUCACAGCGGGAUACACUUGGCGUCAUGUAUCGUCUUCGGAAAACCCUGCUGACUUAGUGUCGCGGGGAGUGACGGUGCACAACAUCAUCAACAACCAGUUGUGGUUUCACGGACCACAAUUUAUACAAUUACAACAACAGCACUGGCCUUCCAGUCCAAUGAAGGCCAUUAUUAAUAUGCCAGAGCAGCGCAAGCAACACCACACCCUUUUAGUAACGCAGGUUGAAGACAUCGUUGCUCAAGAAUACAAGGGGCUUCAGAAAGGCAGA